Molecule: messenger RNA, 13079 nt
Organism: Xyrichtys novacula (pearly razorfish)
Lineage: Eukaryota; Metazoa; Chordata; Actinopteri; Labriformes; Labridae
Source: the annotation of a GenBank genome assembly
AUGCAGGCGUCCCCGUGAUGUGACUUGCUGCAAAGUUGGUUAAAAGUGACUGAAGUUUACAGAGGAGAGCAGACAGUCAUUCUCUCUCUUACUGACGGUGUGAGCCUUUCUCACUCAGCCGGACUCUUCUCGUCUGACAGACUUUGACUGGUAGUUUCACAGACCGUUCAACAUGUCAACAGCGAACCAAAUCUACUUUGGGGACAGAAGUGAUGUUCCUGAUCUCCUCAAGUCCCUGGCUGACUACCCCUUCUCCUUCCCUGCCUUUGAUGAGAUAGGUAAGGCGUGUUCACUUAUCUGUUUCAAGCAGAUCUACUGCCUGAAACUUGUAGAAACUUGUUCCUGUGUAUUUUGAACUUAUAGCCUGAUCAUAGUUUCAUUUACAGACAUUUUCACACGACAUAACUUUGUCAAAACUUUUCUUAAAUCUUCACUCAUUGUCAUCUACAUUUUAAAAUGAAGAUAUUGGAUUCUCAGCUAGAUUUUUGUCUUAAUACGUACCCUGCGUAGUUCGUAUUUCUUGUACAUUAAUCGACCAAAAUAUCGAACAAUAGUGAGCUUCAACUAAGUAUAAUAACUUUUGAAGUUGUUUCAAUAUAAUUCUAAUACAAAGUACAGUGCCAGUGGUCUUUAUUCUGUUUAACACUUGUCAUUUGAUAUGUUUUGGUUUAUUUGCUGUACUUUUUAUUUGUUAUCUAUUUGGCAUACUUUUAUUAGUUUUUAUGAACUACAGUAUAGAAAGUUAACCUAUAAACUUUGUGAAUACAGCAACAUACAAAAAGAUAUGAGCCUUAACAAAUGUAAGAAUCAAUUUUACCACUUAUUGUACUCGCUUUAAUGUAGUAGAAGUGUGCAGUUCUUCUUUUAACACUCUUACUAAGUUAUUUCAACUGGCCUGAAAGCACCCCACACCCUCAUGACAAUGGUAUGAGAUGUUGUCUUGUCUCUCUGAUUCAAAUCUGCGUAACCAGGAAAUCAUUAGUCACUGUUUUAAAGGUCACCAUGAUUGAAUUUGCAAGAUAUCCCUUCAUAGGUUCUUGUCUUUAUGGAAAUUUAGCUAUCUCAUUCAAACAUGCCCAACUGAUCAAAGAGAGUGAGUUUCCUUGUGUCAGCAAACUGUCUGGGCUCUUUCUUCAUGCAUCCCAUCUGAUGCAACAACACUGAAACAGUGUUCACUCAGGGUUUCAUCACAUCAUUACUGCCUCUCUGCACCCUGUUCACUUUUAUAGACUUUCUUGCUGCCUUUUUGGAAAGGGUCUUUCUUUAGUUUUGGUUAGAUAGUUGUUAGUAGAGACAGACAGUAAACAUAUAGGAAGUUGGGAUCACAUGUUGAGGCGCUGAAGGCCACAGGAGGCAUUGUUUCUUUCUCACUUGGAGUGUUUUUCCCCCUCACCUGCAGCCCACAUGUCAGAACAACCCUUUUCCAUUAUUGUUGUUACACUAUCCACAAGAGACUCAAUUUGCUGCCAAUAACCCUUUCAAGCAAAAGUUGGACUUCUUGUAUUCCUUCACCAACAUACUGUAAAAUUACCAGCCCAUUAUUUUAUAGCAAUAAUUAUCGUUCAUAUUGUGCUUUUAAACUUUCUAUUAACUGGCUAAAAAACGAGAGCAAGAGCCACAGGUUAUGGUAUGAUAUAACAAACAAACUGCACAGAGAUGAGAUGAAUAAGAUGAGAUAUGAUACAAUACAAUACAAUAUGAGUCAAUAGACUAUCCUACAACAAGAUACAAUAAGGAAAGAUACAAAAAUUUAUACAAUACAAUGGAGUAAGGCUAUAUGGCGAUGCAAUGUGACACAAUACAAAACAUUAAUACAAUUUACUUUCAUACACCAAGAAACGAUACCAAACAAAAUGGUACAGUACAAUGGGGUGCCGAACAAUACUAUGAUACGAUACGAUUUGAUAUGAAGUACAUGGAAUACAAUAUACCACCAUUCAACAAGAUCCAAUAUGAUACAAUAUACUAUCAUACAACAAGAUAUAAUACCAUAUGAUACAACACAAUACAAAACGCUACCCCUUGAAGAAUUUGUCUAUGAAUUCAACUGCAUUGUAUAUUUAGCCACACAAUGCGAUGGUACAUAUAACACUAUUCAAAGCUAAACAAAUCCAUUACAACACAUACAUACAUUCACAGGCACCCAAGAGCAGGUUGCUAGCAAGCCAGUGUCAGGUGAAGAUCAGAUCAGAUUUGUAGAUUGGCUUUAUACACUCCUUAUGAGCCUUUUGUUUUUUAAUUUGGAGGGAAUAUGCAGAAGUUUAAUUUCCUUAUUCAUGAAGCAGAAUUCACCUACCAUUUUUUUAUGGCUGACUUAACCCUAACAGAAAUUAAAAGUGUGACCUUUGAAUAGCUUUAUUGGCUCUACUGGUCUUCUCUCUUUGUAAAUAAUAGUUCUUCUAAGAAUAAUAUCUUUUUUAGGUAAAUGUCAAAUAGGGAGUUAAGUUUAGAAAAGAAACUUCAAACUCUCUUUUAGCCCAGAGUUAUUUGACCGGCUUUUUGCAUGUAUUUGUCAUGCUGUUGGAAAGAUAGUUUGCAUGUUCGAAAGAAAAGCUUAACAGCAAACCUCCUCCAGCUGUAGACUGGACUAAGACAUAGAGGAGAGGAUUUCUAUCUGGUCAAAACUCUGGUAUUCUGUUUAAAUACUGUUAACUGUUGACAAAAGUACCACUCAGAGGCCAAGUUAGAGACACGUUUGAGAUCAUUUUGUCUCUUACACAGACGGCUGACCUAGAUAUCCUGGUGUUGUUGACCACCCUAAUGAAAAGGGUCUUAAAGGCACAGUGCGCAGUAUUUAGCUGCAUUUGUCAGAACAGAAGCCUUAAAAAUGUUGUACUCAUAUCUUGGUUUAAAUUGGUGUAUAGUCCCGUGAAUUUAAGGGUGGUGUUGUAUUUGUUAACUUAGAGUAAGCAAGUUAUAUCUACAUAGGAGCAGGUUUCUUUUCACAGUGGCCUUCCUUUUCAUCUUGCACUGCCAUGUUUUUUUUUUUUUAAAUAUAUUAAUGUAAUGAUGUGUUGAUACUCAUUAUUGAAUAAAUGUAGAUGAAAAAACAACAACAAAAAAACCUUUGGCUCAUUACAGUAUCGCCACACAAAACUUUGGGAUUUCUGUUGGGCUAUCUGAAAAUUAUUGUGAAAGACAAAAAAACAUGAUAACUUGGUGAUACAAUAAAAAUAAUAUUCCAAGUUAACUUUGAUUUGAUGUCAUUGGUGAAGGUGGUGAUGAAACAUGUUUUCAUUUAGAAAAGAUCAUAAUAUUGGCCUUGUUAGGGCUGAUGCCUAAAUGACGCUGUUAAAUGUCAAAUGCUAUUACUGGGCCUUAUAGUUCAGCUUUUGGCAGUGGAAACGCAAAUAAAUGCAGCAUUUAUCAAAGUUGGGUUGAUGGCAUGUGUGGUAGGACAGGAAAUUUAGACCCAUGACUCAGUAUUUUGAACAUACCAGCCUUGUGUGUAAGAGGGUGUGAGGGUCAUACAGCGUUUAGAGAUGGUGCAUACCACUACAAGUUGAAAUCAGAGGGGCUGUUUGCAUUGACACUUCUCUCUCUGACUCGGCCGGGUCUGUUGUAUCCGUGGCUGAGAUAAGGAGGGAGUGUCACCAGCAUCAGCCCAGUCCUCAUUCCCCUCUCCUCGGUGCUCAGGCUGCUGCUGCAGCAGGGAUUUUACCCGCUCCACUCUGCCGGAGCAGAUAAAGCCCACCCAGCGCACUCGCUGUACCGUGUGGUUUCUGUGGCGAACUUAAGAGAAGAAUAAGAAAUAAUGUUGAAGGUGGGGUGCUACGAGGUUUGAACAUCGUGUUCUUGAACCCAAACAUCCUGCUGGAGACGAGUGCGAGAGCGCAUCACGCGCUCACUGUCGCGUGCAAUAGCAGCGCGUGCACGGGAACGUGAGAUUUCAUUUUUGUUCUUGUACAAAUGCGACUUUGAUGCGGAAUAGUGCCAAAGCACUCUUUAUUUACAUCGUUUUGAAUAAAGUUUGGAUGAAUAUGGAUAAAGGAUGCGUUAAAACAGGAACAUGAAUAAACCAAACAAAAAUAAGCUAUUUAUAAUUAUUUUCAGCUGUUGCUGUGGAUUGUUGAUGUGGUGUUCGGUUUUGUAGAAACACACAUUUUGUUUCAAUAUAAAAAGGUGAUGUUCAGCCUUGAAGGACAGAGCAGUAGCCUAUCAUAAGGAACUGUCUUGUAAACAACAUGUUCCCUGCUACCUCUGGGUCUCGUGCCAGUUGUUCAGACGGGCUCACACGUGCAAUAAAACCGUCUGAAGCCCCGCCUCCAACAGCUUGUACUUUCACGUGAGGAGGGUGCGGGCGGGGGCACGUGUUUGGCCACGAGUACCUUCCUGUGCAGGGUUGGAUGCAAGGAGCUGCUGCAGCCUUUGCAGAGGCACACUGCGAUGUGUGAUUUCUGAGGGUGUGAGGAGACGUUUAGUGAGGGCAGACCUGCACUUUAAUCAUAUGUGGCUUUGUUAAAUUGCUUUUUUCUCGUAGUUUGCAUUAAACAUCAGCAUAUACAAAUGAAUUCCAAACGACGUGUCGGCUGCGUAGGUCUUGAUAAACGUCGUGUUUAUCUUCGUGCACAUACUUUCUUUAAAGAAAUGUAUAAAAGGUAGUUACAAUGUGCACCAUGCAGCCGUACUACUACACAGACAUAGAGGAGCGCCCAACCGCUCUAUUUAUUCUUACGGGCAGCGCCUCCAACCAAUCAGAUUCUACUAUUCCACAAGUGGGCGGGGCACAACGCUCAUGAAUAUCCAACCAUCGUCCUCGGUGGGUGAGGAGAACCAGAAGCUCGUGUAGAGUUGUUUUUGCAUCGAGUACGUUAAUACGGAAAAAAAGGACAGCGAAACAACAUUUAAGGUUUAAAACAGAUUACAGCCGAGUGUCUCUCCGUUCCGUCCUUCCCGGAAAAGGAGGCAGCUGCCGGUUUAUCUACAGUCGGAACAUCGUCGUGGUCUGCUCGGAGCUUAGCGGGGAACAAUGCCUGGCAAAGCGGCGACGGCUGUGGCUCUCCAGUCCGGUGGAAAUGUGGCGAAAGCGGCUUCGCAAAAGUCCUUCCCUUUUGUUUUGAAGAAAAUCAUGGACAUCCCUCCUCCUAACAUCCUGGAAGAGGGCGACGACGGUAAGGGCUCAGUUAGAAAACGAACCCUUAGUUUCCCAUGCAUUUGUAGACCUUAUACUCGACUAAAUGCGCCAAAUAGAACAGUCUGUGCUAAAAACCGUGCAUUAUUUCAUUAGUGAGUAACGUCCGUGGAUUUGUGGAGAAGUGAACGCACAUAUGUCAUGUCACACGGAGCCACUUUCACCUUACUAGCUCUCAGCAAAAGGAAAGAACAAAAAGUUCUUACUCCUCUGCACAGCUCUUCAUAGAGAGCACCCAGACUAAAAACACACCCAGAGACAAAGUCACUCCUAAGCUUUCCAUCGAACACAUUACUUGGAUAUAAUUUUGUAUUCAGUGUGUGUGUUUGUGUCGUGGAGUACAUGUGCCACAUGCAGUUCACUCCCUCAUUUUUGUCUCUCCUUCUCUUCAUCCUCGUUACUCAUCACUGUAUUCAUCCUUUUAUUUCAUCUAACGUUUAACUAGCUGGAUGUACCUUUUCUUUGAAAGAUACACACUACCACCACACCCCCUUUCUAUCACCUGCCUCUCCUCCUAUUACUAUGCUUUUGCAGCGUGUGCACGUGUCUCAGCCCCUUUUCAUUGGGCACUGAUAUCAUGUGUGCACACAAGUUAAUUUGUGCACAAUGAUAAUCUCUUUUGUCUUCAUUGCAGAAAUAGAGAAGGAGAAGCUGUGCUCCUCAGAGGAUGUGGAAGCAGGUGGGGACGGGUCAGCCAGUACAGGCGGUGGAUCCAGAGGAGGCAGCGGUGGCGGUGGUGGCGGUGGAGGGGUAUCAGCCUCCCUGACCCCAGCCAUUUGGGAGAAAACCAUCCCUUACGAUGGGGAGACCUUCCACCUGGAGUACAUGGACCUGGAUGAGUUCCUCCUUGAGAACGGCAUCCCUGUGAGCCUGGAGGAGGAGGAGCUGCAGAAGACGCUGUCUUCAGUGGAAGGCAAAGGCAAAUCCAUCCUCAAGGUUACUGCUACUACUACAACUCCGGCUGCUCCUCCUUCUACUCCACCUGCAGCUGCUGCAGCCUCAGCAUCUUCCCCUUCUGCGUCCCCCACUUCUACGGUCACCUCAGAGCCAGAGGAGACGGUGACAGUCACUACCUUACAACCAGCAAAACUGGAAGAGGAUGAAGAAGAAGAAGAAGAAGAAGAAGAGGAGGAAGAGGAAGAGGAGGCUGGACAAGAAGAGGAGGCUCUUCCUGAGGAACCAACAGCAGAAGUGGAGAAGAAACCGAAGAAAACUGGUGAGAAGUUUUGACCAAUAGGGGGUUAAUGUUUAAUCAAUAGCGGUAAUAUUUGUGGGCACAUUUGAAUUCAUAGUUCCUCUUUAUUUAUGAUGUUUCAGAUAAAUUACCCACUGGUUUUUAUAACUCAUUGUGGAUACACAAUACACCUCCUGUUAUUGAUCAAAAUUAGUUGGUACUACAUAUGACAAUGUUUAUCUUAGAUUUGACUGAAGUACAAUAUAUAGUUGAGCUUCCUGUGUUGUAAAAGUGAAGUGUAGUUAAUCAUUAAUUUUGGCAUAACCUUAACUGACCUUCUUCAUAUAGACAGUCUGACAAACACCUGACCCUUGAACUCAAACUAUAGGGCCUGUCUACACACAACUGUAACCUUUAUCUCGCUGUUUUUUAAACUUUUCUUUUUAAGCCUAAAAGCAGAAACUAAGAGCACUUCAUCAAACCUGCUUACUGAGGAGUGCUGCAUUAAAAAACAAACAGUGUGCAACUCUCUCUGCAAAUACCAAAUUACCAACUGAAACAGGAAUAAUAUCAAAUCAUCGAAUACCUAAAGAUGCUGACAUAUUUUCACAUCCAGGUCCAGGAAAAGUGGUUAAAUAUUACAGACAGGAUGAUAUCUACAGAAAUCUUCUAUGCCACUUUAACUCAUUUUGGUCUACACAGAUAUAAACAUUUGUUUCAUUUGAAAUAACACCAAGUUUCUGCUGUAGUGGACUGCACCUGUUGCUCCCAUUUUGACUGUCUGUCUUGGAACUGUUAACAAAACAACACAAAAAAAUAUGAUCCCACCACAUGUGAUCCUAUAUUUCUCUUCAAAUACAGACAUGCAGUAAUAUGUCUGCUGUUUGUUUGUUGUGGCACUUACUAAUAUUUCCACACAGCCCACAUAUUGAAGCUUGUGCUCAUCAGCUCUUAUUAUCUUCGUCAUCAGGCAGAUAUUUUUAUAUUCACAGAUAGAACAACAAACCUUUUGAUCUGUUUCUAACCAAGUUGCUAAAAAAUAACUAAAUUUAAAUAAAUUGCAUGACAGUCAGCUGAUUUAAUGACAUAUACAGAUCUUACUCCUCCCACUCUUAGUUAAAACUUAGGGUGUACUUUGAGUUCUUUUCAAAUAAAGAACUUUUUACUUGAGCAGAUUAAUAGACUGGUAGUUAAACAUCAUUAAAGCAGCUGUAUUUGAGUAGAAUAUUUUAGUUGUCAUUUCAUCUUUGCUUUACAGAUACAUAAUUAAAUCCUUGCUAAUUAGAUUUCCAAAAAAAACAAAUCUUUUUAGAUAUUUGUGAUUUUAUUUUGAAAUUCAAAAAAAUAGGAACAGUACAAAACACUGAAAUGUAAAGAGCAUAAUACAUUCAUGAAAAAGGAAAAGUUUGUUAUGGCUUUCUAAACUUGGAUUGGAGUUUAAAUGUUGAAAGAGUAAAGUUGCUGAAAAAUGCGCAAUAAAUAUAGAAAUAAUUGUAGACUGUAGAGUUCCUGUAAAAGAAAUAUUUAAGUUUCUCUUCAGAAAUAUGUCUCUCUUAAUCCAAAUAAACAAACUGAAACUACACACUCAGACUUAAGUACAAAAAACAGUCUAGCCGUAAGAGAAACUGAAAAUAGAAACUGAUCACAGAGAAGGUCUUUGUAUUCAUUCAGGUCAAAUCACACAUUGUCGUCUCAUGUCUGUUAAAACAGACCUGCAAACAGGCUUAGACGCUCAGUCAGGGAAUAAAUUCAAUCACAAAUACUGGGCUGCAUUGAAAGUAAUGAGGCUUUUCUUCAUGAGUCUAUUUCAGAGUGUGAGAGAACAUUAAUUAAAGGGUCCAAACAUGUUAAGCCUCUUUCUGUGUUUUUUUUUCAAGUGGCCCCUCUUCUAUGAAAGCUGACUUUGUCUCUCCAAACACACAGAUCGUAACUCUGCAGAGCGCAACACACCAUCCCCCAUCGACCCAGACGCCAUUGAGGUGGACAUCAACUUCCAGCCAGAUCCCACAGACCUGGUUCUGUCCAGCGUGCCAGGCGGAGAGCUGUUCAACCCCCGCAAACACAAGUUCAGCGACGAGGAGCUGAAACCUCAGCCAAUGAUCAAGAAGGCAAAGAAAGUGUUUGUUCCUGAUGAACAGAAGGUAGGCUGGUUUAUUGAUCUAUCUGUGAUAUUGUACAAAUACUUGUUUGCCCUGUCGCUAUAGGGAAUCACAGACUGGCAAAGCAAAUUUCUUGUGUUUUUGAUGACUGUAAGGCUGCUGGAUGUUCUGGUCUGUGCUGGUAAAGAUUAAAAGCUUUUCCUAGUAGAGUGCUGGCAUCUGGAUUAGAGAUCAAAGACAGGGAUGUUCUCACAACACAGAUGUUAGUUUCAAAUCCCUCAUUGAUGUAGAUUCAUCCAGCUGUACUGCUUUUUUUUUAAUUUAAUGUAAACUCUCAUUUUCUCAGGAUGAGAAGUACUGGUCCAGGAGGAAGAAGAACAAUGUGGCGGCAAAGCGUUCUCGUGACGCACGUCGCCUGAAGGAGAACCAGAUCACAGUGCGCGCCUCCUUCCUAGAGCGGGAAAACGCCGCUCUGCGCCAGCAAGUGGCCGAGCUGAGGAAGGACUGUGGCCGCUGCAAGAACAUCCUGGCCCGCUAUGAGGCUAAGUACGGUCCUCUGUAAAGAACUCCCACACGAGUCAAACCCACGAUGUAUUGAUGAGACAUGAGGCAGAACUUCCUUCCCCGCAGAAUUCAACACAGACACAAACAUCAAGGGAAUCUAAAUUUGCACUGUCGUCUUUACUGACCUCUGGUCACUGUGUCGAGCUCUAGAGGUUGUGUCUAACACCAUGCUGGAGUCUUAGAUACACACCGGCAGGCAGUGAGGCAUUAUGGGAGCGGUGGUCACAGUGAAGGCCUGUGGAGAGCGCCUGGCUCCUACACUCAGAGAAGAAGGGGACAAUUGUGGAUUCUCCCACGGUCAAACACACAGUGAAAGAACUGUCUGACUCAAGACAGCUCCAAGAAAGUCAGGAAACAUAAAGUGGUCUGUUUUUUUAAAGAAAUGCAGGCUUUUAAAUACUCCACAAACCAGCUUUUAUCACUGCACAGUACUUCUCCUUAGAGGACCAAAGCAUGAGUCAGUUAGAAGACGUGUAUUUAGAAAGGUGUACACUAGCCGUCCCUCACUUUUCCUUGUGUUGCACUUCUAUUUGUGUCUGUUGUGUCUGUACUUAAAAAAACUGUGGCAGAGGCUCAGGAGAGGGAUGUAGAUGAACAGGAGAGGAGCAGGAACAGAUUCUCAGAGGUACUUCCAGCCUGAGGAAAGAGGAGGCCUCAGGUCUGUAGAGGAGAAACGGAGGAGUCCUUAAGCGGUGUGAUUCAGACCCAGUUCUUCCCACAUGCACGCGUCUGCGCACACAAUAACGCUGUUUGUAUAUAAAGUCAUCUACCUGCACCACACAGAUUCGUGGCUGCAUCAUUCACACGUAUUUUGUAAAAACAGAUUUAGAUAGUGGCAGGUUACUAUCUAACUCACUGAGGCCACAAAGGGCGACAGAAAAUCUCUGAAGGAGAGAAACCUGCAUGACUUACAGUUAGAAGCUGCUGUGAUGUAGCUUCUUUUCUACGAGCAUCAGGCCAGCCUCCAGAUCCUGACAUGAUGGUUUUUUUAUUUUUUUGAAAGGAGGAAGAUUUUCAUUUUGUGAAGAGAUGAAAAUAACUUAAAUACAGCAGAGAAAAAAGAGAUAGUUUUUUAGAGAGAUACUAUAGAAGGCUUAUGUCUGAUGAUCUGCAGGGCCCUCACCGGUGGAGGGGUACGUUCAUAUGUUAGGAUGUUUAUUUUACUGCACACUGCAGGUAGAGGGCGCUAGAGCCGCUGCCUGCCUGAUCACAGUGUAGUGAUGGCUGGAUUGAUUUUUUUAAAAUAAAGUCAGGCCCAAAGCCGACUGCUUCUAAACCUUGUAAAUACAUGAUUGUCUCAUAGUCUGUAUUUCCUGAGACAGGAAAUGUGACUGUGUCUUUAUUAACCCAAUACUAUUCCUUAUAUUUGCCAAAUAGUCAAUGAGUGCUGUAUUUAUUCUGAUGGUAAUAAUGCAUCUGUUGAUUGUGAUGUACAACAAUAUGUCAGAUUAUUUCCUUUAAGGAACAAUACUUCUAAUGAAACCAGUGCAGGGAAAUCAAUGGGUAAACUGUGCUUUUGGAUGUUUGUUUUAAAAACAGAUUUCUAUAGUUUUAUGGGAUUUGCUUUCUCUAUAAAAAAUACAGUAUGUGUAAGACACAGAGGACAGGGCACACAAUUAUUUACCUCAUCCAACACUUCCAAUUCUGAACGGUAUAAAAAAGAAGCAGGGCUACAAAGUGGUGUUGGUUGAAGCAGAGAGCACAUAAAAAAGCAGCUUAGUUUCAUUUGGCAAAAUGUUUGAAUUGAUAAAUUGAGUUCUCUUUGCCAAAGUGGCUGAGUCUGUGUCUAAAUUAGUAAAUGAAACACUGCAGACUGUUAUGGGACUUUAUAUCUCAAGUGUCUUUGGCUGAUGCAGAUUUAGUCAUCAGUCAGCUUGCACUCAUAAUCGCCGUAAUCUUGGGAAGAAAAUAAAUGUGGCAAUAAUACUCUGUUAUGUAAUGCUUGUUUAAUUUCAGUGAUGAUGUUAUAUGUAAAAUUGCUAUGACGUGCUACAUAGAAAUGUCCCAAAGUCAUUUGUGCUUCCAGUUUUGAUCCUCUGUAGUCUAGGAUCCUAAUGCAUGAAUCCUGGUAAAUUCGUCUUUUUUGUUGCUUUUCUUUUUCUUUUUCUUUUUUUCUCACACCAAGUGUACUUAUGUCUGUAACCAUCACUGAAAACUCAAUGUGUUUUUGGAUGGGUCGGUUCAUGGCUUGCUGUUGUAAGAAAAAGCAAAACAAAAUUUGACCUGAUGUCAUAUGUUUAUGACUUGCUCAACAGCGCCACCUAUCAUUGUGCAGCCAGUGUUGACAUUUGGGGCGAACAUGAGCUAAAACAGUAUCUGUUGAUCACUGUGUGGAUUGAUUUCUAUUGACUAAAGAUUGAUCCAUGUCUGCUUACACUGGAUCAGUUGGUGUUUUUUCUCAAUAAAUUCUGUGUUUUUUGGGAUUCAUGAUGGUGUAAAAUAACAGACACUUCUUAAAAAAUGUGUUCCUUUUUUGCAAUUGACAUUCAGACUUGAUAUUAACUGCAUUAUACUGUUUAUACUUUAAUGUAGUUGAUGAAUACAAACCUUUGAGUUACUUUUUGACUAAAUUUAAAACAUUUUGGCAAAGUUGACAAAAGUUUCAGGCCAGGAGAGCCUCUAAAGAAGAAGACAGAUUAAUAUUGUUUAUAGUACUGUGUAUGGUAUGUAGCAAUCUCUUCUUUUAUUUUCUUUUUUAAAAUUUUUCUUUUUGAUGUGUAGCACCUCGUCGAACUUGCCUCUGCCUAAAUAAAUCUGCUCAUUUGAAACUGUUAUGGUAAAUAAUAGCAGAGCUCUUGAUGUGAUGAGUCUGUCACCACCUACAGACAAAGAUGGGAAUUGCAGGGACAAUAUUUGUUUCUUUAUAGCAGCUGUUUUCUCUGUGUUUGAGGAUUAAUCAAACACUUAAUCUGCUUGUUUGCAUAAAAAUACUUUUUGACACAACACAAGAAAAGUAAUCCUUGAUUUAAGCUCGGGCAUUCAAAUGUAGGCCAUUAAAACAAUCAAUACAUACUGGGACUGACGCAAGAAACAACCUUUUUAAAUGUGUAAAAAUAUGUCAUAUCUUGUCAGUAAUAUGAACUACAACUUGGUUCAUCCUUGGUGGAAGAAGUGGUUCUGUGUGCUCAUAGCAGCCCUGUAUAACAGAGAGAAGACACAGCUGUUCUUUUUAAGCUACACUCAAAAUACAGAUGUGCAAGGUUUUUUCAUUAAUGCAAACAUAACACACGCCUCUUUGGUGGUGCUAAUAUUUGAACAUUUGUACUUAAUAACCCUUUUUUGGGCUUUUUCAUCCAGUCUUGUAAUUUAAGAUGAAUACAGGAAGUAGCAUGUGCUUCAUUUCAAAAUUUAAGCAUGUACAGGAAACUUUGUUCAGGCGAGACAAUAAAAGUAUCGCACAAUUGUUAUAGAAGGGAAUUUCUCCUCAUAAGUGUAACACAAAUUGUGGCCCUUACGCUCGCCUUUAACAGAGAGUGUUUGGCUGUGAUCGCGGCCCAAAGCAAGGUACUUAAUUUUAUGAAAAAAAAAGGAGGGUGUGUGUAAAAAUGUUUGUGUAAAUAUUGCGCUAAAAUCCCUUAAUUUUUUGGGCCAUGAUAGCUGAGGUGAAAACACGAUACUGUGCUGUCUUCAGUAUAUACUGAUGUCUGAACACACAAAUUUUGAUGUGUCCUAAUCUGAAUGUAAAAAAAAAAACAAAAAAACAACACACCCACUGAAGUGUUUCAUAGAUCGCGUGGCACAAGUGCAAAAAUGUUGUUUCUCUACCUGAAGAUGGUGCCAAUUAGCAUUCAAAACUGACUCUGCUUUUUUCUGGGUCUGGUCUGAAAGGGUUGGUUCUGGCUCUGGGUGCUUCACAUCAACGACACUAUAGGUCCUUGUUUACUUUUCCAAGUAGCUACAAAACUCUGAAAAUACUUUAAACAAUUGAAAACAUUUUUAAAGUUUUGUUUGUUUUGUGGUGUUUUAAUUUGUUUUCUCUUUUUAUAUAACAUAUGUUUUUGUUAAGUGUUUUUGUAACGUCCUAACCAUGUAUAGGAUACAUGCAACUGCAGUACCAUGUCCUAACUGUAUCUUGUAUCAUGCAUAUAAAAUAAAUUGGAAUCUAAUGCCA